UGAACGGAACAGCUUCUAAAUUCAUCUUAACCGAUAUGUAUAACACCCGGUAAGAAAGUGAGAUGAUAAAUAAUCGCCAUCGUUGACUCGGCGGAAAUUUACAAAGUGAGAGCUAUAAGCCUAUAACCAUGGCGGCUGCUGCUGCAUUUGCUGAUUGCCGUUUUCCUGUAUGCCGUGCUUUCGCCGAGAAAUCUCGGCUUUUCUCUUUCUCACGUAGCACAAUCACGUGCUCACCUCAUCAGACAAGUAAAGUACCUGCUGCUUCUGUAUCGUUCGCCCAACUUCGAGGACUUGGUUUCGCUGUCGAGAGGAAUCCAAACAGGUCAGGUUUUAAGCGGAACUCGGCCGUCCGUCAGUUGACUGGUUCUCUCACCGUUGCAGAGGGCCUCCGAUUUGCUAUUGUGGUGGCUCGUUUCAACGAAAUUAUAACGAGGCCACUUUUGGAGGGGGCUUUGGAAACUUUCAAGAAAUACUCUGUCAGAGAAGAAGAUGUUGAUGUUGUAUGGGUUCCAGGUAGUUUUGAAAUAGGUGUGGUUGCAGAGAAGCUGGGAAAGUCAAGAAAGUAUCACGCAAUCUUGUGCAUAGGUGCUGUGGUUAGAGGUGAUACUACUCAUUAUGAUGCCGUUUCUAAUUCAGCAGCAUCGGGAGUACUUUCAGCAGGUCUCAGUUCAGGUGUUCCUUGCAUAUUUGGUGUCUUGACAUGUGAAAAUAUGGAACAGGCGUUGAAUCGUGCUGGAGGCAAGUCUGGCAAUAAAGGCGCUGAAGCAGCGUUGACAGCGAUUGAGAUGGCAUCUCUGUUUGAGCAUCACCUCAACAAUUUACAAUAGGAGUUCUCUCUCAAAUGAGGGGUGUUCGGCAGCAUACCAUGACUUAUGCAGUGACAACAUUUCCACCUUUACAUUUGAUAGCUACUUCAAAAAUGUAAUUUAUGUUGUACCAACUGCCAAGUCAAAUCUCGAUUUCAUGGAAUAAUGGAAGGGCAUUGUUAUGAGGAUGUGGUAACCCCUUAUUAGCUUACCAACCAUUUUUUACAAAACACAACUUUUGAUAUUGUGCAAUAAAUUGUAUAAUAAUACAAAUAAGUUACAAUACAGUUGUUUUUCUGAUUGGUGCAUUACAGGUUUCCUUUUGUAGGGUUGGAUUCAGUGGAAUUUAUUUAUUCAUUGUUAAACCAAAC
Cuscuta epithymum is the source of this 1177-nucleotide messenger RNA. Lineage: Eukaryota; Viridiplantae; Streptophyta; Magnoliopsida; Solanales; Convolvulaceae. The record is from the annotation of a GenBank genome assembly.